Messenger RNA from Carcharodon carcharias (great white shark), 4467 nucleotides. It is a transcript of the gene adamts13, whose product is annotated as ADAM metallopeptidase with thrombospondin type 1 motif, 13. NCBI's taxonomy places the organism in Eukaryota, Metazoa, Chordata, Chondrichthyes, Lamniformes, Lamnidae. Bases 1 to 3594 code for a protein of 1197 amino acids. Gene Ontology annotation, biological process: extracellular matrix organization. Gene Ontology annotation, cellular component: extracellular matrix. The record is from RefSeq and is a predicted model, not a curated record. The transcript has 24 exons. Gene Ontology annotation, molecular function: metalloendopeptidase activity.
AUGACUACACUUCAGAACACAAGCAAAGCGAUGUGUUUGGACGAUCUGCCAGCGACAGAGUCUGAUCUUUCCAGCCAGAAACCGGGGCUAUACUACGGUGCGGACGAUCAGUGCAAGAUAGCCUUUGGAGACAAGGCAACCUCCUGUAGUUUCAGCAGACAUGACGUUGAUGUGUGCAAUGUUCUAUCAUGUCACACGGAUCCAGCAGACCUUGGCACGUGCACCCGUUUGUUCAUUCCCCUGCUGGAUGGCACAGAAUGCGGCCCUAACAAGUGGUGUUUAAGAAGGAGUUGCAUGUCUCUAGGGGACCUGGAUGUGAUUGGAGUCGUUCAUGGGGCCUGGUCUAAAUGGAGUCCGUUCAGCAGCUGUUCACGGAGUUGUGGGGGAGGCGUCGUUCUACGACAGAGACACUGCAACAAUCCAAGACCUGCUUUCGGUGGUCAUAAGUGUGAGGGAUCGGAUAUGGAGGCAAAAAUUUGCAACACACAGCUUUGCACGGGAACUCAGUUUGAUUUCAUGGCUACACAGUGCUCUGACACCAACUCUCAGCCCCUCUACCCACCCCCCAGAGCUCCAGUUUACUACAAGUGGCUGCCUGCCCUUGGCUAUGCAAAAGGUAAUAUGCUGUGUAAGCACAUGUGCCGAGUGGAGGGGAAGAGUUUCAUGGUGAGCCGACGGGACAGUUUUGUGGAUGGGACCAGGUGUGAGAUGAGUGACUCAGAGAUAACAUCAUCGUACAGAUUGUGUGUCACAGGACGUUGCAGGAUAUUUGGCUGUGACGGAAAGCUGGAGUCUGACCAGAUGUUGGAUAACUGUCGGGUGUGUGGUGGGGAUAAUUCCAGCUGCAGGAAACUAAGCGGCUCCUACACUGAGGGCACUGCUAGAGAGUAUGUCACUUUUCUUGAAGUCCCGCCACGUUCUACCAAUAUCCGAGUCUCCAACAGCCAGGCUGUGUUUUCCCAUCUGGGGGUAAAGGUGAAAGGUCACUAUGUGGUCGCCGGUGCCCAGAAGAUCUCACACAAUGUUUCAUACCCAAGCAUCUUGGAGGACAACAGGAUUGUGUACCGGUUAUACCUGACCCAAAAGAAAUUGCCAGACAUAGAGGAGAUAUUCAUUGAUGGACCCACGGGCGACACCAUUGAAAUACAGGUGUAUCGGAAAUACGGGAAGCAGUAUGGAGAUAUUGUAAAUCCCAAUAUCACUUACAGCCUGUAUGUUCCGAAGCAAGAAGAUUCAUACAUUUGGCUCCAAGUUAAUGAAUCUUGUUCAGCAAGCUGCGGGCCAGGAAAUGUGAGGAUCCAUUAUGAAUGUAUUGAACGCAGCACAGAGGAAAGGGUAAAACAGCAGCACUGUUUACAGUCAGCAAGGCCUGCUGCUAGGCUGGAGCCUUGUAACCUUGCACCAUGCCCUCCAGGGUGGGAGUUGGGUGAGUUUGGUGAGUGCAGUGUCUCCUGUGGUGGAGGUCAGCGAGAAAGGGACAUUCAUUGCCUGAAGCAAGAGGCACUCGAGAGGCAACAGACAUCUGAUAUGGACUGUGCUGACUUUCCCAGACCUGAGUCAGUGGAAAUGUGUAAUAGCCAACCUUGCCCUGCCAGGUGGACAGUUUCAGAGUGGGGCAUCUGUUCCACUUCCUGUGGAGUUGGAAUUGCCGAGAGGUCAGUUACCUGUGUCCAGUUCGUUAAUGGGACAGACAUAGAUGUGAAUGUGACACUGUGUCCAACAGCAGCGCAGCCCCUGGGGGUAUCACCAUGUAACGUGGGCAUCUGUCCCUCCCAACUGGGCCAGAUGCCCUGGUCAGAGGUGUUCAAACAAUUGGGGAGAGAGACUGGAAAUAUCACGAAUACCUCAGCCACUUCAGACAUCCUGAGUGAGAGGCGCACUUACCUCUGGGUUCCUAUAAUGGGGCAUUGUUCUGUUACCUGUGGCAAAGGAAUAGUAGAUGUCAGGUACAUGUGCACUGAUCCUGAGACCAGGGAGGAAGUGCAGCAGGAACUUUGCCAUCAGAACUUCCAGACUCACAUGAGCUACAUGCGGUGCACCAGGAAAGCCUGUCCCCCCCAGUGGGAAGUCCAUGGGUUUGGUCCGUGCAAUGCGAGCUGUGGGGGUGGAGUACGUAAGCGGGAGGUGUACUGCAUGAAGAAAGAGAGAAAUGUGACCCAAAGGCUCCCUCCUUCAGCAUGUGAGAUCGCUCUGAGGCCAGUUUCAACAGAGAUCUGUAAUGCUGACCCCUGUCCUGUGAGGUGGCAGUCCACGUCUGAAUUGUGCAGUGUGUCAUGUGGAGGAGGAGUCAGGAGAAGGCUCCUGUACUGUACAAAAGUUCUGGGGGAGCGGGAAGAACUGGCACCAGACAAAGAAUGUCUUCAUUUGCCUCGACCUAAAGACCAAGAAUCCUGCAAUCACCAUCCAUGCCCGCCAAGGUGGCGAGUUUCGAACACCGGUCAGUGUUCAGUGGUUUGUGGGACCGGUUUGGCCGAGAGGACGGUAACUUGUGUCCAAUUUCGCAACGGGACAGAUAUGGAAGUGAUGAGAACUCUCUGUUCGGGGUUGGAGGAGCCACUGUCCCUCAUUCCUUGUGUGAUCAGCAACUGCCCAUUUGGCUGGAAUCCCCAGGACUGGUCCAAGUGCUCAGUUUCCUGUGGGCUUGGAGCCCGGAACCGACAGCUGCAAUGCAUCAACCUGGAAUCGACGGAGAUCGUGCUGGAUGCCUUCUGUGACCAUCUGUCAAAGCUCACCACAGUGGAGGCCUGUGAUGCAGGACCCUGCCUGGCCCAGAGACCAAACCAGACAGCAGCUGUGCUGGUAGCUCCCACCGUUGCUGCUUCCAUUAGCCGCUCAGCUGUCAUGACCCCCAGGAUGGUGACAAACAAAACCCAACUGGCUAAAGUCUCAAGGGAUGAAGACAUUAAGAAUACCAGUAGCUGUGGGAAGCUGUUUCUGAGUGAAUCGGGAACCCUGACUCUGAUCAGCCUGCGGGGAAGGGAUUGCCUGGUUACCAUUGGACGUCCGCUCAAUGUGGUCAUCAGGGUCCAUGUUCUGAUGAGCUCCUUAAACUGCAGUAGACAAGACUCUUUGUCUUUUUGUGGGCGUCGGUUGUUUUGGAAGACUUGCUCCCCACUGAAAGGAUUUACACUCACAUCCAUCACUAACACACUAACGAUCAGGCAACGGACCAACAGUGGGGGUGGUGAAUCAAUCCUCCAGUACUCCAGUAGUCUCUCAACUCGACACUACUACAGAGAAUGUGAUACACAGCUAUAUGGACCCCAGGGUAAUAUAGUGAGCCCAAUGCAGCCCUACAGGGAGGGAGAAGCUUGUCGCACCAUUAUCAAUGUGGCUCCAACGGAUCGUAUCUCAAUCAAAGUCCUUUACCUCAGAUUCAAUGUUGGGGUAAACACCACCAUGACCGACUACAUUCUGUUAAAAGAUGUCGCCACACAAAGGUAUUCAGCAUAUCGUGGCAACAGCCUAUUUCGGUGGGAGUCACUGGGAAACUCCGUUGAGAUUGAAUUUCAUGGCAAUUUCGGAUUCAGGGCCACGUUCAGGGCUGUUCCAUCCCGAACCCUCGCUGGCGUACGCAAGCUCAACUGUGGGUAACGGAAACCAUUGUGGAUUCCCUCUCUCCGGAACAUACUGCUGCUUCCCCAGAUAUCCUUCUCCAUUUCCAUCUAGGUAUUCUCUCGUUCCCACUAGACCUGGUGGCGCGUUUGAGGGAUUAACUUUCCCAAAGUAAAGACAAACUUUGCCAUUUUUCACCAAUGGAAAUCACAGUUUCAGUGACUUUAAGCUGUAACCUACUGUUGUGAAGAACCUGACACCAAUGACUUGAAGGUGGUUGAAUGGACAUCAUAAUAGGAACAUAUUUGAGAUUAUGACCGGCAAGCGUCUGCUUCUGUGCUUUCAACUGGUCAAGAACAGCCCUUUCCAAACCUUCAGGCCCACUGAGUCAAUGGUGACAAACCAGAGAGUGAUUGCUUAACAUAUGAGCAUCAGAUAUAAGGCUGAGUUCACUGCCACACAACCCAGCUGGCGGGGAUCUCCUGCUUUACACACUAAUUGCAGGAGAGUAGCAAAGAGGGAUUGAGUUCUCUACUUCUGAGAAUUGUGGGAAUUGUUUGAAUCGGAGAUUAGGAGAUGAUCUAAUUGAGGUGUUUAAGAUGAUUAAAUGAUUUGUUAGCAUAGAUAGAGAAAAUCUAUUUCCUCUGGGUGGGGGGAGUCCAGAACAAGGAGGCAGAACCUUAAAAUUAGAGCUAAAUCAUUCACGGAUGAUGUCAGGAAGCACUUCCUCACACAGAGGGUAGUGGAAACAUGGAAAUCUCUCCCUCAAAAGCUGUUCAUGCUGGGAAUUUGGGUGGGUGGAUGGUUUCAAUUGAAACUUUCAAAACUUGAGUGCAUCUAUUCUAGUGAGUUUUCACUUAUUCAACACUCUCUGGUUUAAGAAGCUCCUCCUGAAUUUCCGUUGGAUUUAUU